GUGCCGGCACCUCCCUCUUCUCACGGCAGCCGCCGCGCGCGGGCGGGCUGCGGGCAGCACGGAUGAGGCGCAUGCGCGUUGUUGAGGGGCGCUGGGGCUGUACCGGUUCGGCGCGGAGGGGCCGGGCGGGGCUCGCUGGUGGCGCGGAGGAGGUCGGCGGGCCGGGCGGCUGCCAGGAGGGCUGGCGGGGCCAGUCGCGGGGCUCGCUGCAGCAGCUGGCGGAGCGGUACGCGGACCUGGCCGCUAGCUACAGCGAGGCGCUCCGGCAGCGGGCGCAGCAGGAGACUCAGAACGCGCGGCUCCGCCAGGAUAACGCGCGGUUGCGCCUGGAGAACCGCCGCCUACGCCGCGAGAAUCGCAGCCUCUUCCGACAAACCCUGCUGGGCCCCGGCGAGCCCGCGGCCCCGGACGAGGAGGCGGAGGCCCUGCGCGCCCAGCUGGGGCGGUUGCAGGAGAGGCACCGCCGGGCUUUGCAGCACCUGCGGCGCUGCCGGGCCGCCUGCGGGCCGGAGGCCUCGGGACUCGACGACAGGGAGCUGGAUGAGCUGCUGGAGGAGGAGGAGGAGGACGAACAGCCGCCGUCUCCCCCCCCCCCAGCCGCUAGAGGAGAGGAGCCUUGUGUCGCCUGUGUAGCUGGCCUCGGGGGAAGGCGCGGCCGGCAGGGCUGUUAUGAAGGGGCGGUGCUGCUGGUGUGCUCGGCCCCGCUGUCAACGCUGGACCUUGGGUGGGGCCGAGGCGGCACUCCUGCACUGCCAGGCCGAACAGGCUCCUUCCAAGGAAAGGGUGGGAGGGGAGUUGGCUGUGUGUUUUUAAGUCCGUGUCGCAGGUGUAUGACCAGGAAGCAUUAAUCGGGAUCAAGGAGAAGUCAGUUCUGCUGGAAAACUGAUGCUGGGUAGAGGCCUGCCGUCGAAUGCCUUGAGGCAGCAGUUGACAUGGAGAACAACCACAGCGAAAAGAACAGUUUGUCUUGUGUCACCUCGUAGCAUUGAACUGUGCGUCCUUCGGGGACCAGCUAUGGAUCACCUUUGUUCUCUUUGAGUAGAUCUCAGUAGCCAUGGAGACUAUCAAAAGAUGGCUCUGGCUGAUUUUUAGUAGUCUAUCUAUGUUAGUGAAGGAACCUUCCAGCCUGCUUUGGCACUCCAGUAAAAGUUGGUGAUUUGAACUCUCUCAGUUGCCUGAACGUUUACUGCAAAACAGCAUUUGUAUCUUUAAUGGUGGGCUUUGUUCACCAUCACAUAAAUAUUGGUUUGAAUUUAACACUUUCAUAUAAAACAGCUGAUAAAAAAUAAAAUCAUGACACACCAAG
Molecule: messenger RNA, 1306 nt
Organism: Strigops habroptila (Kakapo)
Lineage: Eukaryota; Metazoa; Chordata; Aves; Psittaciformes; Psittacidae
Gene: TUSC1
Product: tumor suppressor candidate 1
Exons: 1
Coding region: 63-848 (261 amino acids)
Source: RefSeq, a predicted model, not a curated record